This is a messenger RNA of Malassezia globosa CBS 7966, 477 nucleotides long. RefSeq lists its product as uncharacterized. NCBI's taxonomy places the organism in Eukaryota, Fungi, Basidiomycota, Malasseziomycetes, Malasseziales, Malasseziaceae. Gene Ontology annotation, biological process: endoplasmic reticulum to Golgi vesicle-mediated transport. The record is from RefSeq and is a predicted model, not a curated record. Bases 1 to 477 code for a protein of 158 amino acids. The transcript is spliced from 3 exons. Gene Ontology annotation, cellular component: TRAPP complex; nucleus; cytoplasm.
AUGCAGCAAUGUGUGGCGAUUAUCGGACCCAAAAACGUGCCGCUGUACUUGCACACGUCUGAUCGGGUUUCAUCGUCAGCGACAAAAUGGCAUUUUCUUGCGCAUAGCGCAUUGGACAUGGUAGAGGAAUGUGUGAAACAACAUACGAACCCAUAUUUGGGUUUACUACUCACUAUUGAAGAUUCUGCCAUUUAUGGGUAUCAAACAAACACUAAUACAAAAUUUCUUCUGAUGUUUGAGGAAUCGACGGAUCCCUUUCCUGACGAGGAUAUUAAGACACUAUGUAAGGCCAUCCAUGCGGUGUACCAAUCCUACGUCUCUAACCCUUUUGUUGGUGUGAACCCUGGCGAUUUACCGACAAAGAACCCCGAUGCUAUCGUACUUCAACCCUGCACUUCACCAAGUGCAGAUCCAUUGAAUACCCAAAUUACUAGCCCUCGCGUUCAUCAGCGCAUCAUGACGAUUCUAGGUUGGUAA